AUUACCCUCAUGGUUGAUUCAAGAGGUGAUGCUACUGGGAGAAAUAAGAUUCUUGUCACUCGUAGGUUGUGAAGGCUUAAGUACAGGGCUGUAGCCUUUUUGCUGCCAUUUGAAAAAUUGUCACAAAACCCCCUCAAAAUGUUCUUGUCUCUCUCAGGAUACUCUGGAAAAUCUGGCCAUGGAGGAAAUUGACCAGUCCAAUGCCGUGCUGUUUAUACACUAUGACCCUGACACAAAGAUGAUUUAUUUGGCUGGCAAGGGAGACAGCAUCAUCAGGUAUUAUGAACUGGAUAAGGAAUCUCCACACUGUCAUUGGUUGACCAAUUAUAGCACCAAUGUACCCCAGCGAGGUGUCUGUUUCAUGCCAAAACGUGGUUGUGAUGUCUCUCUCAAUGAAGUUGCAAAGUGCUUUAAGCUUGUUGCCAAAGGAUACUGUGAACCAGUCAGUUUUACAGUUCCAAGGAAGUCAGAACUUUUUCAAGAGGACCUGUUUCCAGACACACAAGGCGAUGAACCAUCUCUUUCUGCUUCCGAUUGGUUAGACGGAAAAGAUGCAGAACCGAAAAAGAUUUCCUUGAGGCCAGGAGGAGAUGGAGCUGCAAAGGCUGCCAAGAAACCCAAAAAGGGGCUAGGUGGGCUUGGUAAGAUGGCGCCAAAGAAAAAAGAGGCAAAAGCUGAUGAUGAAGAAGCGGAAUUGAUCGAGACAGUGAAGCAGCUUAAACUCAAGGUGGAGGAACAAGAAAAGCGAAUCAAAGCUCUGGAGGACAAAGUUGGACACUGAGAAUUAGACUUAAACUUGAAAGAAUGGCUCAACAAUGAAGUUUCUAAGCUACUAGAGUUUAAAAUUGUACCAGUGGUGUUCUGAAGCAGCUUGGUUGUUAAGUUUGUAAGCAUGAGAACUGUAUUUUUCCAUUUCAAAUAAUUUUUAUUAAAAUGUUAUUGCUAUUGAA
Messenger RNA from Stylophora pistillata, 950 nucleotides. RefSeq names its product coronin-1C. Gene Ontology annotation, molecular function: actin filament binding. The record is from RefSeq and is a predicted model, not a curated record. Gene Ontology annotation, biological process: actin filament organization. Lineage: Eukaryota; Metazoa; Cnidaria; Anthozoa; Scleractinia; Pocilloporidae.